Aspergillus ochraceoroseus IBT 24754 is the source of this 579-nucleotide messenger RNA. RefSeq lists its product as uncharacterized. The record is from RefSeq and is a predicted model, not a curated record. The transcript has 3 exons. NCBI's taxonomy places the organism in Eukaryota, Fungi, Ascomycota, Eurotiomycetes, Eurotiales, Aspergillaceae. Bases 1 to 579 code for a protein of 192 amino acids.
AUGUCGACUCCGUACUCCGGAUGUAUACAAACGUUACGUCGGGAAAAGCAUUUCCUACAGGACAACUACAUGAAGCACGAAGAUAUGGAAAUACAAAUCGGACAACCCGCAUUAUCUGACCCAGAACGAGAUGCUCACCGUAGUCGUGUGAUGGACGGAUCAUCGAGAUUGAAAGUAGCGAAAGCGCAUCCGACAAACCAACUCCCUCGAAGACGAAUUAUUGCCCAACCUCCAACCGCGCCCCUGCAAACAGGUAGGAUUCUCAUCUGGAGGUCCUUGGGCGGCUGUCACGCGAAGCACAAGAAUUUCCCGAAGCCCGUCCCGCGGGAUAUCGAGAGGAUGUCCGUUAUUUCAUACCAUCAUCAUCUAGGAGAGUGUAUCGGCAGCCUCCUCUGUUGUGGGAAGAGACAGGCAGGUGUUACAUGGUGGUUAUCCUUUAUUGUUAGGGCGCAGUUGGUUUGUCGAUGCAGGACAGGGAACCAGGAACUCUCCCCUGGGACUGGAGAGGAUACGGGAGACCAGAGCUCGGAAAGCAGAAUGGUACCAGAGAAGCAAAUUGAUGCGAUCGACUGGGCCUAG